CACACACACACACACACACACACACCCUCUUGUGUUUAAAUGCAGGAACUAGAGAAGUCUCUGACUAACUGGACUCAGAACUUGCAAGAACUUCACACCAUGAAGGGCGACUUAACCCGGCACAUUCUCUCGGAGGACGUGAUGGUUUUGAAGGAGCAGAUAGAGCAUUUGCACAGACAAUGGGAGGACCUCUGCCUCAGAGUGGCUACACGCAAACAGGAGAUUGAAGACAGACUCAAUUCAUGGAUCGUGUUCAAUGAAAAAAAUAAAGAGUUGUGUGCUUGGCUGGUCCAGAUGGAAAACAAGGUUCUACAGACCGCAGAUAUUAGCAUUGAAGAAAUGAUUGAAAAGUUGCAGAAGGACUGCAUGGAAGAAAUAAACUUGUUCAGUGAAAACAAGUUACAGCUAAAGCAGAUGGGUGACCAGUUGAUCAAGGCCAGCAGCAAGACAAGAGCAGCUGAGAUCGAUGACAAGCUCAACAAAAUCAACGAUCGCUGGCAACAUCUUUUUGAUGUUAUUGGAUCAAGGGUGAAGAAGCUGAAGGAGACAUUUGCUUUUAUUCAGCAGUUAGACAAAAACAUGAGCAACCUUCGCACCUGGUUGGCUCGCAUCGAGUCUGAGCUUUCGAAGCCGGUUGUUUACGACGUCUGUGACGAUCAGGAAAUCCAGAAGAGGCUCGCUGAGCAGCAGGAUCUGCAGCGAGAUAUCGAACAGCACAGCGCAGGGGUGGAGUCCGUGUUCAACAUUUGUGAUGUCCUUUUGCAUGACUCUGACGCCUGUGCCAACGAGACCGAGUGCGACUCCAUCCAGCAGACCACCAGAAGCCUUGACAGGCGCUGGAGGAACAUUUGUGCCAUGUCAAUGGAGCGGCGCAUGAAAAUCGAAGAGACAUGGCGCCUGUGGCAGAAGUUUUUAGAUGAUUAUUCCCGCUUCGAGGACUGGCUCAAGUCUGCCGAGAGGACAGCAGCCUGCCCCAAUUCCUCUGAGGUGUUGUACACAAAUGCCAAAGAAGAGCUGAAGAGGUUUGAGGCCUUCCAGCGGCAGAUCCACGAGCGGCUCACUCAGCUGGAGCUCAUCAACAAGCAGUACCGGCGGCUGGCGCGGGAGAACCGCACCGACACGGCCAGCAAACUGAAGCAGAUGGUCCACGAGGGCAACCAGCGCUGGGACAACCUCCAGAAGCGGGUGACAGCCAUCCUGCGGAGACUCAGGCAUUUCACCAACCAGAGGGAGGACUUCGAGGGCACCAGGGAGAGCAUUCUGGUGUGGCUCACAGAGAUGGACCUGCAGCUAACCAAUGUGGAGCACUUCUCCGAGAGCGAUGCUGAUGACAAAAUGCGCCAGCUGAAUGGCUUCCAACAGGAAAUUACGUUAAAUACCAACAAGAUCGACCAGCUCAUCGUGUUUGGGGAGCAGCUGAUUCAGAAGAGCGAGCCCCUAGAUGCCGUGCUGAUUGAGGAUGAGCUGGAGGAGCUGCACCGGUACUGCCAGGAGGUGUUCGGCAGGGUCUCUCGCUUCCACCGGCGCCUGACCUCCCACGCUCCGGGUUUGGAAGAUGAAAAGGAAGCCUCUGAGACCGAAACAGACAUGGAAGACCCCAGAGAAAUCCAGACCGACUCUUGGCAUAAAAGGGGAGAGAGCGAGGAACCCUCGUCUCCCCAGUCCCUGUGCCAUCUUGUGCCCCCUGCUCUGAGCCACGAGCGGUCUGGCUGUGAGACCCCUGUCAGUGUGGACUCCAUCCCUCUGGAGUGGGAUCACACAGGUGACGUGGGGGGCUCCUCCUCUCACGAAGAAGAUGAGGAAGGUCCAUACUACAGUGCACUCUCAGAUGUAGAAAUCCCUGAAAAUCCUGAGGCCUAUCUUAAAAUGACCACAAAAACUUUGAAAGCAUCUUCUGGUAAAUCCAUUUCUGAUGGCCACUCGUGGCAUGUUCCUGACAGCCCUUCCCGUCCCAAGCAUCACUACAAACAAAUGGAAGGUGACAGGAAUGUACCACCCAUCCCCUCGGGUUCCAGCACCCCUUACAAAUCAGCCUAUGGAAAGCUGCUAUUACAUCCAGGCACUGAUGGUGGCAAAGAAAGUCCAAGAGUCCUGAAUGGCAGCCCUCAGCAGGAAGACGAGCAUCUGGCCACCCUAACAGGACAGCCAUCAGGUGCCUUCGACAGAUGGGAACUGAUUCAGGCACAAGAGCUUCACAGUAAACUCAGAAUGAAACAAAACAUGCAGCAGCUGAACUCUAAUAUCAGCGCCAUCACUGCUUGGCUGGGAAAAACUGAAGCAGAGCUUGAAACUUUAAAGAUGGCAAAGCCUCCCUCCAACAUCCAGGAAAUGGAACCCAGAGUGAAGAGAUUGCAGGAGAUAUUAAAAGCUUUUGACAACUACAAGGCAUUAAUGGUCUCUGUCAAUGUGAGCGGCAAGGAAUCUCUCCCAACUGAGAGCACCGAAGCCACAGAGCUCCAGAGUAGACUCCGCCAGCUGGGCCUGCGCUGGGAAGCGGUCCAGGGCGCAGUGGACAGCUGGAGAGGGGACCUGCGGCAGUCGCUCAUGCAGUGCCAGGAUUUCCAUGAAUUAAGUCAAAACCUGCUCCUGUGGCUGGCAAGUGCUGAGAACCGGAGGCAGAAGGCUCAUGUCACCACUCCAAAGGCAAACCGCCAGGUCCUCCAGGAGUGCCAGAAAGAACUAAUGCAAUUGAAAAAGGAACUAGUAGAACGUCAGCCUCAAGUCAACUCCCUACAGGAGCUCUCCACCAGCCUUCUCGUUAAGGGGCAUGGAGAAGACUACAUUGAAGCUGAAGAGAAGGUCCAUGUCAUCCAGAAGAAACUCAAACAGUUACGAGAACAAGUAUCCCAAGAUUUAAUGUCCUUACGGGGAAGCCAGAACUCAGACCCAUCUCUGCUCAACUUUGAUGAGGUAGACUCCGGGGACCAGCCUUCUGCAGCAGCCAUGGCAGCUCCCCAAGCGAAGCAGGUCAGAACAGAGAGAACUACAGAAGAUGAGAAUGAGACAGACAGCAGGAUGUCUGGUCCCGGCAGCUCACAGCCACGGCGCUCCUUCCUCUCCAGGGUGAUCAGGGCAGCGCUGCCCCUCCAGCUGCUCCUGCUGCUGCUGCUGCUCCUGGCCUGUCUGCUGCCCUCCUCUGAAGAGGACUACAGCUGCACCCAGGCCAACAACUUCGCCCGCUCUUUCUACCCCAUGCUGCGGUACACCAAUGGGCCUCCCCCAACCUAGAGGGCUCAGCCAUACCACCAGCCUCUUUGCUGUGGGUGCCCAGCUGUGGCCCCAGACCAAUGUGUGAGUGACUCUUAGCACUGGGAAUGUCCAGGGAUCUGCAGUGGACACCCGCCUCUGGGCUUAUCCAGAAUGGGCUCUUGGGGUUCCAGGGCAGCUUUCAAAUGAAGUCCUUCCUUGGGGACAGGGAACUAUUGCAGCAGUUGCCCAGGGCAUUUUGGCAAAGCUAGUUGAUUGGUUGAGGGAACUCUGGAAAGGGCAGUUUUCCUAAGAGUCUCGCACUUUGUAAAUUCUGACUUAUUUGUAAAACAGCAUUAUUAUAACGUAGCUAACGUGGUCCAUGAGCAGUGGUGUUCAUCACAGAAUAUAUAUUAGAGAAACAAGCAGAUCCCACCUUAGAAAUGGUUCCAAAAUUCAUAUGCACUGAGCUGAUUGACUGAAACAAUCAUAUUUUAAAUGUUUAGAAUCAGUUUUCUUCCAAUCAGCUAGUGAUCUUGAGCUACCAGAUAUAAACCAAAAUGUUCAGCUCAGUACCUAGAUCUGCUCUUUUAUAUUGCUUUAAAUUUUUAAAGAAAUUUUAUUGCAUGGAUGUGGUUAUUUGUGCAUAUUUUUUAACAAUGCUGAAUCUAUGAAUAAUGUAAACUUGGAUUUUUUAAAAAUCAGAUUUUAGCUUGAGCUUUUGACUAAUGUACAGUAAACGCCAAACUACAAACUUGAUAGGGAUGUUUUUGUAAGUUAAUUUUAUAAAAAUUUUCAAUGUUUAAAGAGAUGCUUCAGGUUUGGUUGAACCAUUUUGCCAGGGGGGGCGGGGGUUGGUACAGAAACUUGAAGCUGUCUGUGGUAUGUACAACUCAGAUGUUUCUCAUUAAAAAAAAAAAA
Marmota flaviventris (yellow-bellied marmot) is the source of this 4107-nucleotide messenger RNA. RefSeq names its product spectrin repeat containing nuclear envelope protein 2 (gene Syne2). The record is from RefSeq and is a predicted model, not a curated record. NCBI's taxonomy places the organism in Eukaryota, Metazoa, Chordata, Mammalia, Rodentia, Sciuridae. Gene Ontology annotation, molecular function: protein binding. Gene Ontology annotation, cellular component: membrane.